Peronospora matthiolae is the source of this 489-nucleotide messenger RNA. NCBI's taxonomy places the organism in Eukaryota, Oomycota, Peronosporomycetes, Peronosporales, Peronosporaceae. The record is from the annotation of a GenBank genome assembly.
AUGCCGCAGCACACUGCGACCACAACAGGAGCAGGAGCCACUGCAGUCAUGACGACGCCAGUCACCUCAAGAACGAGCAAGUGCGUCCGCUGGUCCACUGUGACCGUGUACGAGUUUGGCGUGACUCUGGGCGGGAGCGCCGUCCCCCGUCGCGGUGGACCGUCCAUUGGGCUGGCGCGUACGCCGCAGCACGUGUGGAGCACGACACUGGAGACGGUGCGACGGUGUGGGGACUUGGCCCUCACGCGGCCGAGCAACGAGGUGGUGGACGACAUUAGUGGACGGGAGCAGGAGAGGGAAGAGCGGCACAAACGUCGCGUCCAGCGGCGCAGGAGCCGCGUGCGAUGGCUCAAGCCGCUGGAGCGCAUUUCCAUGUUGACGAAGGCUGGCUGCAGUGAGGAGCGCAUUUACCGCAUGAUGAUGGAAAGCUCGGACAUCGCCAUGUCGAGGAGGCUCUGCGUGUCGGUGCAGCGUCAAGUGGCGGCGUGA